Molecule: messenger RNA, 525 nt
Organism: Corticium candelabrum
Lineage: Eukaryota; Metazoa; Porifera; Homoscleromorpha; Homosclerophorida; Plakinidae
Exons: 1
Coding region: 1-525 (174 amino acids)
Molecular function (GO): nucleic acid binding
Source: RefSeq, a predicted model, not a curated record
AUGGACUAUUUGGCCAGUCACAACAUCUUAUACGACAAAAAGAUGCUCAAAGCAGAAAUCUUCAUGCUUAUUAAAGCACAUAACCCACAAAGCACAUACCUGACAGACGUUGUCGCGGCCGAUAAGGGCCACCAAGUUCUUCGACUUCCAGUUGGCCAUUGCGAACUAAAUCCAAUAGAACUUGUAUUGGCACAAGCGAAAGGCUAUGCUGCAGCGAAAAACAAGGACUUCACAAUGGCAGUAAUUGAGAGAUUGGACAAGGAAGGAAUCCAAAACGUGACUAUUGAGAAGUGGAAGAAGUGCGUUGAUCAUGUAAUUAGGGAAGUAGAGUCGCAUUAUAGAACCCGUGAUGGCAUUGUAGAACAAGCGGUAGAGAGGCUAGUGACAGAAGUAAGUAACAAGAACUCCUCCAGCUCUGAAAGCGAGGAGAUCUUGGUUUCUGACUCUGAAGACGUCAGUAACAACUAUUUGGCUGUCUCACGUUUUCUUAGAAAUGCAAUUAAGGUAAUGAGAUUUACCCUUUAG